Papaver somniferum (opium poppy) is the source of this 1212-nucleotide messenger RNA. RefSeq names its product probable serine/threonine-protein kinase PBL7. The transcript is spliced from 5 exons. NCBI's taxonomy places the organism in Eukaryota, Viridiplantae, Streptophyta, Magnoliopsida, Ranunculales, Papaveraceae. The record is from RefSeq and is a predicted model, not a curated record. Gene Ontology annotation, biological process: protein phosphorylation. Gene Ontology annotation, molecular function: protein kinase activity; ATP binding. The coding region runs from base 1 to 1212 and encodes 403 amino acids.
AUGAAACCCAAUUUCACGAAGGUGUUGAAGGUUGAUGAAACUAGCAGACGGUGGAUGAAACUGAUUUUCGGAUGGUUUCUGAUGAAUCUGCUACUGUUGAUGGUUAGGAGACGGUGGAGGAAAUCGAUUUCUGAUGGUUUUUGGUGUAGGGAAACAGUGGACGAAUUUGUUCCUCUUCUAGUUUGUGAGAAGAUGAAGAAGAAGGAUGUUGGCGGUUUUCAUCUGAAGAGAGAAGGAGAACGUGGUUUUGUUGAGGAGACGGAGAACGUGCAGUUACAAAAAGGAACUGAAGGUGUUGAAGCAGACCAAGCUGAAUUUCAGCAUAGGGUUGCCAAUGUUCGUGUAUUCAAACCAAAAGAGCUUAUGGUCGUCACUGAUGCGUUCGAUCCAGGACGCGAUUUAGGUCAAGGAACAUUUGGACGUGUGUAUAAGGGAAUUCUCGAAGAGGGACAGGAAGUUGCCGUGAAAAGGUAUGACGGGCAGGAAGAUUUGUGGCCGGAGGUUCGGAUGCUCAGCUGCAUCAAGCAUCCUAACCUCAUCAAGAUGAUUGGUUAUUGUGAUAAAGGGGAAGAACAUAUUAUUGUUUAUGAGUUUAUGUCAUUACGAUCGUUGAAUCUUCACAUACAUGACCUUAAACCUGGAAAAAGGCCACUAGACUGGAAGACUAGGAUGAAGAUAGCACAGGGUGUUGCCAAAGCUUUAGAGUAUUUGCAUGAUCAAAAUGAUCCUCCUAUAAUUUAUGCUGGCUGGAAAAACACGGGUGUAUUGCUCGAUGAAAAUUACAAUCCAAAGCUGUCAAAUUUUGAGUGUGCAAAAUAUGGUCCUACUGGGGAUUACAGCACGCUCUUUUCCAAGCUGCGAUACGGUUAUACUGCUGGUUCCGAUAUAUGUAGGACUGGCACACUCACUUUGAAAUCUGAUAUCUAUAGUUUUGGUAUUGUUUUGCUCGAGUUGAUCUCUGGGCGGAAGGCUUGUGAUAUAACCAAACCCCAUAAAGAGCACUUUAUUCAUGCAUGGGCACGGCCGUUACUCAGUGACAGUGAGAAGUUCCCAGAAAUAGCUGACCCACUCAUGAAAGGACAGUAUCCAUAUCGUGAACUUGUCCAAGCUCUCGAACUUGCUAAAAUGUGUGUAGAACGAGAUCCUCACAAAAGACCCCGUAUAGCAGAAGCUGUGACUGUUCUGUCAAGUUUACGAAGAAGCACACACUAG